AUGCCAAUGGGGAUAUUCAACCCUCUCAUGCUGGACGCCAGCAUCCGUGAUGUGGUCUCCUCCCUCCCGCUGGACAAGAAAGUGGACGUUCUUCUCUACUCAUUGCAGCACCUUCCAGCGAACUCGAGGUCAGUGACCGAUCUAGCGUACCACUCGCAACCGCCUGUUCACAUCGACGACCACUCAACCGCUGCUGCGGCGCUUUCGAUUGUUGAAUUUAGGUCGAGAACAAUCAUCGAAAACGCCGUACAGUCUUGUCUGCAGACGGUUCCCAUCCAUCAGGAGAAUGUAAUCAGGGCUAGGCUAAUACGUGCCAAGGCAAGAUUCGCGGCUGGGCUUCGAGGUGCUGCACAUCAAGAUCUUCAGUCGAUCCUCCUUCUCGAUCCCGAUCACACCGAGGCCCGACAGUUACUGCCACAGAUGGGCAACAGGUCUUACGCGCCUGGAGAGGGGUAUGGCCGCGCCAACGUCCGUCCACACUUCUCUCCCGAAUUGUGGCGGGAGAUUGCUCUCUACCUCCCGCGCCGAGACCUUCGUAGCCUCCUCUUUGUCCCUGAUACACUGUCAACAAUCGCCAGUCACCUACUCUUCCGAAAACUCCACCUUCAAUUUGGCUCCGCUCGGUACCUUGUCUUGAGUAAGGAGAUCGACGAAACGAUGCAAGAGGCGGUGGAGAUAGAUAACUGGCAUGCGCAGCGUAGUGCAGAUAUCCUCACGCGGAUUGUCUCGAAUCCGACGUAUGCAGGUUUGGUCAGGACGCUGGUCAUCACGGCGCCGGAGAGAGAUAGUGACGAUACGACCCUGAGCUCGUUCCAGACGGGCAUGCUUUCGAACGCGCUCAGCAAACUUACCAAUCUCAAUUCUCUUUCGCUCACGAUGGGCAACGAGUCGCUCGCGAUUGUGCUCAAGAUGACCGAAAAAUGGCAUUCGACACUGAAGCAUCUCGGCAUCUACUCGACAAGCUCCACCGCUCCUGUUCUACCCCACAUGCCCCAACUCACUCGCUUCUGGUACCGUGGCCCCGACGUCCCCGCAAGCCCCACGCUCUUCAAGUCUGAACUCAUCGUUACCCUUCGUACCCUCGCCCUUGACGUCAGCAACGCCGUCAUCCCCUCCGGCCUCAUCAACACCAAUAACCUCACCUCCGUCGAACUCUACGGCCGCUUCGCAGACUCUCAACCUUUCCUCGACCUCCUCCAACACGGCCACCACCUCGAAAUUCUUCGCAUCAAAUGCGGUUUCACACAGACAUGCACUCCGUCCUCCGCUUUCCGCGCUCGCAAGACUCCUAUGGCCGCACUUCGCGAGUUUUCGUUGAUCGUGUUCAGCGCGGUGAGGGAGUUCAACGAUCCGGAUUUGUUCCCUAGCGUGGUAGAAUUCGUGAGGAAACAUCCGGGUUUGAAGGUUUUGAAGUUGUGGAAGCAUCCGGAGGUGUUGAGAGUAGGGUACGAUGCUGCGGUGUGGGGCGUGUUGCCAGCGUUGGUGAAUGUGCAGAUGCUUUCGCUGGAGGCGCCGAAGGACCUUUCGCCUUCGCUUUUGACGUGGUUGAUUCCCAGGACGGUGAUCGCGCUGGAAUUGUGGUUAGCUUCGGGUUUGAUGUCUUCUUACGUCAAGCAAUUCUCGACCGGCCUACCAACUAGCCUUAAGUCUUUCUCCGUCAACCUCCCCCGCUCCUCCGAUGUAGACGACCUCGUCCGCAGUGCACUCCCUCGCCUACGUCUCCUCGGUCUGAACCAACAAUGCUACACCGUUCUUCGAGAUGAGGGCACGGACGACAUCGAGCUGGACGAGUGGCCCAAGAGGCGGGCUUUGUUCUAUGCGAGAGAUUGGUUGGAGCUGCUGGAUUGCGAGGAGAGGGGCGUAUGGAGUCGGUGGAUGUAUAUGGACCAUUGA
Molecule: messenger RNA, 1893 nt
Organism: Stereum hirsutum FP-91666 SS1
Lineage: Eukaryota; Fungi; Basidiomycota; Agaricomycetes; Russulales; Stereaceae
Exons: 6
Coding region: 1-1893 (630 amino acids)
Source: RefSeq, a predicted model, not a curated record